Messenger RNA from Betta splendens (Siamese fighting fish), 2104 nucleotides. RefSeq names its product finTRIM family, member 14-like (gene ftr14l). Gene Ontology annotation, molecular function: protein binding; zinc ion binding. The coding region runs from base 196 to 1734 and encodes 512 amino acids. The transcript has 7 exons. The record is from RefSeq and is a predicted model, not a curated record. Lineage: Eukaryota; Metazoa; Chordata; Actinopteri; Anabantiformes; Osphronemidae.
GCAUGCAACGUCAGUCACACAGUUUCUCUCAAGCUGUUCACUUCAGGACACCAUCUUGUCAGUGGAUAUCUGAUCAUGUUUUACUUUUCCGUACUGUAGGUGUUGAUCUCAAAACCCUGUUUUAUUGGGUAAAUUCUGCAGAAUUUAGCUUAAUUACCUUUUUUUUCAGCCGAAUCUUUUCUAAAUCCUGGUAAAAUGUCUCAACGUGGCAAUCUGGAUUUAGACAGGUACGGCUUAGAGAAAUCUCGUCGCUCUAAUAGUCGUAACCAAUCCAAGACCCAGGCUAAGGAUGGAGAAGUCCUGUGCGACUUCUGUACAACAAGGAAGCAGAAGGCCGAGAAGUCCUGCUUGGUUUGUCUGGCUUCCUACUGCGAGACACACGCCCAGACUCACUACGACUACCCGGCUCUGAUGAAGCACAAGCUGGUCAAAGCCACCGGACAGAUGAGGGAGAAGAUCUGUGCGCAGCACGACAAGCUGCUGGAGGCUUUCUGUCGCGCCGAUCAGACAUCAGUGUGUGUUCUGUGCAUGAUGGACGAGCACAAACACCACGAUAUCGUCCCAGCUGGAACGGAAAGGACCGAGAAACAAAAACAGCUAAGUACCACACUGUACAAAUCACAGCAGAGGAUUGACCAGAGAAUUAAGAAGUGGCAAGAUCUUCGACAAGCUGUGGAAUCAGUUAAGCACUCUGCUCAAUCGGUCCUCGAGGAGAACGAACGGAUCUUCACCGAGCUUCUGCUUUCCAUAGAGAGGAAAUACAACGACGUUAAGGAGAUGAUCCGCUCCCAUGAAAAGACCACGGUGUCGCGGGCCGAGAUCCUGCUCGGCCGCCUGGAGGAGGAGAUUACGCUGCUGAAGAAGAGACACAACGACCUGGAGAAACUGUCGCACACUGACGAUCACAUACACUUUCUACAAAGCUGGCAGUCGCUGUCAGGCCCCUCAGGAUACGAAGACCUGAACAACAUCAGCGUUGCUCCCAAUUUCUCCUUUGAGGCUACAAAGAGGGCCAUCGCUGCACUGAAAAUACAAGUUGAAGAAGUGAGCAAAACAGAAACGAGCAGAAUCUCAGCAGCAGUAAAAGAAGUCUACAUCACACAAGAAAAUGAGACAGAGAUGAGAAGAGAAUCAAGUGUGAGGGAAGAGCCAAGGAUGAGGGAAGAGCCAAGGAUGAGGGAAGAGCCAAAGACAAGGGACGACUUCCUGAAAUAUGCCUGCCAGUUGAUUCUGGACGUCAACAGUGUCCAUCCCAACCUUCACCUCUCUGAGGGGAACCGAACAGCUACGAUGAAGAAUGAUCCUAAGAACUACCCUGACCAUCCAGACAGAUUUGACCACUGGCAGCAGGUGUUGUGCAGGGACAGCAUAUCUGGGACCCGUUGUUACUGGGAGGUAGACUGGAAGGGGACCGAGGUCGACGUGGCUGUCACCUACAGGGGAAUCCCACGCAAAGGAAGUGGCAGCGACUGCAGCCUGGGCUGGAACGAGAAGUCCUGGAGCCUCUACUGCUCAGACUCCAAGUACUCAUUUGUGCACAAUAAUCAGAGCAAAGACAUCCAGGCUUCUGUCUCGCCUCGCAUCGGGGUCUACGUGGACCACGCGGCAGGGAUUCUGGCCUUUUACAAGGUCUCUCAGGGCAUGCAGCUCCUGCACAGAGUCCGGACUACCUUCACCCAGCCGCUCUACCCUGCAUUCAGCGUGUGGGGCUUUGGUACUACUAUAAGACUGUAGGAGGAGCCACUGCAUAACAUGUGGUGUUUACGGAUAUUUUUAGUUUACCUUUUACAAAUAAUUCCUCUUUUAAAUGUGAAAGCAUGAGAGUCCAAUCCACUUGAUCUUUUUUUUUAUCACAGAUAAUUCUGGGGGAUUUUUUCAUUAAUUUAAUUUAAAAGAAACAAAUCCAGUUGUGAGUAGGAAAAAUAUGCAAAAAUAGAUCAUCACGCUGUUUCUUCAUGUCUUGUCUUUUUAUCAGCCAUGUUAAAUCAUCAAGUAUCUCAUACAACAGAUCGUUUGAAUGUUAUGAUAAAAAUGUAAUGUUUUAAUACACAAAUGCUUUGCUGUGAUGUGUCUGAGAAAUAAAAUCAUGAGAAUGAAAGUAAAA